Molecule: messenger RNA, 1221 nt
Organism: Arachis ipaensis
Lineage: Eukaryota; Viridiplantae; Streptophyta; Magnoliopsida; Fabales; Fabaceae
Source: RefSeq, a predicted model, not a curated record
CCCCACGUUUUCUAAUGCACCCUUGAAAAGUUGAACAAAGUUUCAAUUUUUUUUCUCUCCGACACGCUGGGUCCUCUACCUCUUGUGCGUUCUUUUCUCAUCUCCCAAAGCUCAAAUCGGUUGUGAAUGGUAGAAACCCUAAGCAACAGCGAUUACAUGCGCCCCCUUCUUCCUUCAAGGGCGAGCGCAAUCCUCCCCGUUUCGUCUGCAUCUGCAUUCGCAUUCGGCUCUUGCAAGGAAGGCUGGUACUACCGCUGCAUCGGCCUCGACCCCUGAAUUCUCUCACGCCGAUUUAACAAACCCUAAUUUCCCCCCUUUUCUUUUGCGACGGGAAUCCACAUUCUUUGGUUCUUUUUCUUCACCCGAUCGGUGAUCGCUACAGAUCCGGGCUAAGGGAUUCGUCUCCGAUCGGUGAAUUCUUUUAAUUGUGUGCGUGUGUUGUUUUCGUUUUUUUCUUUCGAUUGAUUUCAAUAAAAAAAAGAAGAGGAAUUUGAGAGAAAGAGAAAAGAAAAGAUGUUGCUGAGCAAGCAGAAGAAGAACAACCAGAACGCGAACGUGAGGAGGCUUCUGAUAAGCAUCAACGUGCUUGGGAGCGCGGGUCCGAUUCGGUUUGUGGUGAAUGAGGGAGACCUUGUUGCGGCGGUCAUCGACACCGCCCUUAAGUCCUACGCCCGCGAGGGGAGGCUCCCUGUUCUUGGCACCGACACCGCCGGAUUCGCCCUCUACUGCCCCCUUGUUGGAUCUGAUGCCCUGAGUCCUUGGGAGACAAUUGGAUCACACGGAGCAAGGAACUUCAUGCUAUGCAGGAAGCCGGAAACAUCUUCGAGGCGUGUGGCAGAUGCUGAUGCAAGUGAGACCACAACCACCCUCUCACGCAGAGGCAGCGGCAGCUGGAAGGCCUGGUUCAACAAGUCCCUCAACCUUAAGAUUUCUUCCCACUGAGUGCUUGAGAGUUUCAACGAAUUCAUUGUCGUUCAAGUCUUACAUCAUUGUUCUUCUUUCAUGUUUUUUUUUUAUUAUUAUACUGGUUGGUUUUCUCUUGUUCUCACUAGCCUGGGAACUCACUCUCUUUAGUGAAUUUUAAUAAUAAGCUUUGAUAUUUAGGGUUUCGAUCUUCAUUGGAAUCAGAAUUGAUGUUAUUCAACUGUUAAGUGUAAUAUGCUGAGGAAUAUUCCGUUAGCGCAAAGUGAAAAUGCCUGGGCUAGUUGUGUUGUUUUUUCU